Molecule: messenger RNA, 1891 nt
Organism: Drosophila persimilis
Lineage: Eukaryota; Metazoa; Arthropoda; Insecta; Diptera; Drosophilidae
Product: U3 small nucleolar RNA-associated protein 15 homolog
Exons: 2
Coding region: 47-1663 (538 amino acids)
Biological process (GO): rRNA processing; positive regulation of transcription by RNA polymerase I
Cellular component (GO): nucleolus
Molecular function (GO): protein binding
Source: RefSeq, a predicted model, not a curated record
CACUGCACGUGUUUCUCGCUGCACGAGAAAUUCAAAAUAUCUCAGAAUGGACAGCCGGUUUUAUGCUCUGAAUAUACGAAGGUAUCAGCAGCGGGCGCAGAUAGAGACGCCCGACACAAUCUAUUGGGAAAGGCUAGAGAAACCCGAGUUCCUCAAAGAGUGCAACACCAUCGACUAUUUGGACUUCAGCCCCAGCGACCCAGAUAACUUUGUCGUGACUUGCUCGGUUCGCGUCCAAAUAUACAAUUUGGUUACCAAGCUGGUGGUAAAGAACCUAUCAAGGUUCCAAAAGACCGCCUAUGGGGCGACAUUUCGGCAAGAUGGCCGGCUACUGGCGGCCGGUGACGAAGAGGGCCAUGUCAAGCUAUUCGACACCACCAGCCGGAACAUCUUGCGAAUCUUUAAGGGCCAUAAGGCGCCCGUGCAUAGGACUUUCUUCACCAACGACAAACUGCAGCUGACCAGCUUCUGCGACGACAAGUCGGUGCGCCUGUGGGACGUGUCCAACGAAAAGGUAGUAAACACUUAUAACGAUGCCCACACGGACUACAUUCGCGCUGGGGCCAUGCAUCCGCUGGCGGGCAACAUGUUCGUCUCCGGCGGCUACGAUGGUAAAAUUAAUCUUUAUGAUACGCGUGCAGAGAACGCGAUUCAGCGUACCCUGGACCAUGGCAGUCCGGUGGAGUCACUUCUAUUCAUGCCCAACGGUUCCAUAUUCAUCAGCGCUGGCGGCAACCAGGUGCGUGUCUGGGACCUCAUAAGCGGCUGCCGCCUGCUCACGAUGAUGUCGCAGCACCACAAAACAGUGACCUGCCUGCGCCUGGGAACUGACGGACGACGCCUGUUCUCCGCCGGCCUGGAUCGGCAUGUUAAGAUCUACGACACCACCACUUACAAAACCGUCCACACGCUUACCUAUCCCAAUGCCGUUGUGAGUCUGGGCGUGGCCAGCGGCGAUCAGGCCGUGGUCGCCGGCAUGGUGGAUGGUCUCAUCUCAAUCAAGCGUAUGAUCGUCGAAAACAAACCGAGUCACCUGAACAAGAUCCGUGUGAGUCAUGCGGUUAAAGAAAAGAGGAAGCUCGUCAAGAAACUGAUGCGACCAGAUACCUCGCAAGCGGUGGACCACACCAUCAAAAACAGGUUCAAGAGUACCAAACUCCAGACCUACGACGUUCAUCUCCGCAAGUUCAACUUCAAGAAGGCUUUGGAUGAGGUUCUCCUCCCUCUUCAGGUGGAAAAACAUCCAGAAAACACUGUGGCUGUCAUCACUGAGCUGCUGCAACGCCGGGCCCUGGACAAGGCCCUCACCGAACGACCCGACGUAGUUCUCAUCCAGUUUAUCGAUUUUCUCUGCACACACAUGGGCGAAAUCCGUUUUAUGCGACCGCUAAUGAAUGCCGCCAAUACCGUCCUCGACAUCUUCGAAGGCAGUUGUGUGUCGUAUAGUUUAAAAGUGAUGGAAGCACUACAACGACUGUCUACCGCUAUCCAGGCGGAAAUCGCAGUCACCGUCGAGAUGCUCCAGCUGAAGGGAGCCAUGGAUACGAUUAUUGGCGUCUCCCUGAACGACAACUACAGGCCGAAGACGCGCACAAGUACACCAAAGGAAGUCCGAAUGCAACCGUCAGCGCGCGCGGAAAAGUACGUGAUCUAUGUUGAUUGACAGCGAGAAGUUAGGGAAUGAAGGGAACAAAUUUGACCUUAAGUAGACGGAGACGCAUUGGAACGGCCUAUUAAAAGAAGAGGCUCAUAGGGGACCAUUGGUUUGACGACGGGUGAUGAUCGUGUGGAGUCCACGCAUAUCCAUUUAAGAUUAUAAUGAAUAAUAAUUAAGUUUUGAGUUGACCGCUCUUUAGUUUUGGAAUAAAUAUUGCCCCGACUUGUAUGCAUA